AUCGCUUAACGAGUCACGUGGUGCUGAGAGGUUGGCGUGGUUUGGUUUCUGUGUUGCUGUGUGGUCUGACAGCUUUCCCGGUUUUCGCUUAAUCGCAACCAACUAUUAAAGGUUUAGGUGAGCACUAGUGUCGCUCACCUUUCCUCCGCCUUCAUGACGUCGUAUCGCACGUUCACACCUGUAGACUCCAAGAAAGAGGAGUUCCGGAAGUACCUGGAAAAAAGUGGAGUGUUUGAGAGACUGACAAUAGCACUUGUGAGCCUCUUUGAAGAACAGGAAAAGCCUGAAAAUGCAAUAGCCUACGUCAAAGCUCAUCUAGAUCCUGAUCAUUCGGAAACCAGCACUGACGCUUUGAAGCAAGAGCUUGAGCAAGUGCGGAGGCAACUUGAAGACCUGCAAAUAGAGCACAACCAUCUGAAGAUGCAGAUUGCCAAGGGCGAAGUGGAAGAGGCAAUUGUUGCGGAGCCUGAUUUGUAGUUGUCUGUCUGCAGUGUAUCGAAGGCGAAUUGUUACGCGUCUCUCUUUGAAAGUGUGUUGCUGUUUUGAUGGGAUCAUUAAUUUCUACUUCGGUGUGCUUCUCGCAGAUGAAGCACACGUGUGCAUAACAUCCGAUCCCCCGAAGGGAGGGAACUGUAACAAGUUUGGCCUUGGGCUUUCCGUCCACGACAUGUGCCUCCCUCAGUUUACUACCUAUUGUACCAGCACUCCCGACUAUGAAUUCUGCUGCCGAGUUAGCCGCAACGUUGAUCCCAGACAGGCUCGCAUACCUAUUCCUGUGCUCGGCUGAGGAGACAACGUGUAGAAAAUUUCUAAACCAGGGAGAAGGAGUAACGAAAAAUUUCUCGGCGCUUUUGCGCUGGAAUUUUUUAAUUGGACAUUGAUCACGCCAGUGGCUAAGCAAGACACAUAUUGCGUGAUGUCUGACAUUGCACAAUCUGCAGGUACUAUAUAUACCUUUACUUUUUUAAAAGCUCACAAUACAGAUAAAAUAAUGAUUAUUGUCAUCAGAUCUGCCCUUGCAGCCUGCUGGGCAUCACUUAUGCAUGAAAUUGUGGCUCAUUUGCGGUUGAAAAUCGUGUGAGUCCCGGUAGUGCAGUCCGCUCUAUAAACCUUUUUUUCGUUCUUUUUGGCAUGCCGGUUUGCAAUAGAUUUUUAGUCUUAAGGAUUUUAUAUGUAAACGAUGUGAAAAAUGCUUAAGCAAGCUCUUUUAAGCAAGGUGGCAUUCGAUUAGGAAUUUCGGGAACAUGUUAGCGAGUAACUGCUGCACUAGUAUAAGCUUCGCUCCUUUUCAUUUUCCAAGCAGCACUAUUGCAUUCAGUCAGCCAGGAGUGCUGGACAUAGUCACCUGUAUGUAUGGUAAUGUAAUUUUUCUUCUUGCAUUUAGUUUGUUUUCAAACGUAGUGAUUGCAUGUGGCCACCGAUCAAUGGCUCUGUUCAUGUGUUCAGACAGAACCUGCUAUGGUAGUGAGGAGCCCACAGUCAGUACUUGUAGUACUUAGUCUGGUGGAAAAAGUCUUCCUUGAUAUUUUGUUAAAAGAGAUCUGUUAUUUUGUCUUUAUUAUUUACUGCAGUAACGGGGGACUGCAAUAUGUGUGCCAUUGAGGUUGUCCUAGUUACUGUUUCUGUAUCCUCUUUUGAAAGUGAUAAGCAUCGAGUCAUUCCUGUGUUUUGAGCUCACAAUAAACUUCAUUGUGAUAAGACA
Dermacentor andersoni is the source of this 1702-nucleotide messenger RNA. Its product is annotated as c-Myc-binding protein. Gene Ontology annotation, biological process: regulation of DNA-templated transcription. Gene Ontology annotation, cellular component: nucleus. NCBI's taxonomy places the organism in Eukaryota, Metazoa, Arthropoda, Arachnida, Ixodida, Ixodidae. Gene Ontology annotation, molecular function: transcription coactivator activity. The record is from RefSeq and is a predicted model, not a curated record.